AUUAAAAGGGGAUAGAGAGAGAGAGAGAGAUAAUGAAGAACUCAACAAUUGCAGAUGAGAAAACAGAGCCACUGGGCAUGCUAGGAAUCCUGAAAGACGCACUAAGGCUCCCUCUCAAGAACAAAAACCUCAUGCUCUUUGUCACAGUCUCUUCAAUCCUCCCUCUCUCUCUGUUGCUUCUCUCUCAUCAGCUCCUCCUCCGGCCCCUCCUCGUCGACCUUCUCAUUCACAUGACCCUCCUUUCUGGAGAGAGAAAGAACAGCAAGGAGGCCCUAGAGACCAUGACCCAGAUCAGAAAGGAUGUAAAACUAAUACUAGCUUUUGAGGUGGCCUAUCUCCUCGUAGUCUCCAUUGCUGCCCUCUUUGCACUGGCAACUACAGUCUACACAGCUGCCACCGCUUAUGCAGGCAAACAUCUCACUAAAAAACAACUUCUCUCUAGGGUUUUCGCAACUUGGAAGCGGCCACUUCUCACUUGGGUCUUCAUCUUUCUCCUCUGUUUGUCAUAUUUUAUUCUCUUGAUGAUUUGUUUUGGGGUUCUAUCUCUCUUUGUACCUUCAAAGGCCAUGGCUGGUUUUUCAAUUGCUUUUAUUUUCAUGGGCCUUGGAGGUCUUAUUUAUCUGGUUACAGUCUGGGCUUUGGCCAUGGUGGUUUCCAUAGUUGAAGAUAAUUGUUAUGGGGUUGAGGCUUUGGAGAAGGCCAUUGCUCUUAUUAAAGGGAGGAGGGUGCAAGGGUUUUUUCUCUCUCUAGUUUUGGUGGUCCUCGAAGGUGUUAUGAGCUCUCUUUUAAGGGUUGUUGAGAAAGGAAGAGGAAAAAUGAGUGGUGAAAUUGAGGUUGGUGUGGUUUUGAUUAUCGGGUCUUGCUUGGUGAAGUUGUAUGCGGAUAUGGUGUACACAGUGUUCUACUUUGAGUGCAAGAAGAGGCAUGGAGAGAAGGUAAAGAUUGAGGAGGCAGGGAACACCCUACUGCCGCUUCUCAAUGUAAAUACUGCUUCAUAGCUUCUCUCUCUCUCUCUCUCUCUCUCUUAAUGUGAAUAGUGCUUGACAGGUUCUCUCUUUAUAAACUCCAUAAAGACACCAUUUAUUUUUUUUGUACACGGAGGGCGAGAGGGAUUGGCAUGAAAAUAUUAUGCA
Molecule: messenger RNA, 1133 nt
Organism: Amborella trichopoda
Lineage: Eukaryota; Viridiplantae; Streptophyta; Magnoliopsida; Amborellales; Amborellaceae
Source: RefSeq, a predicted model, not a curated record